UCGGCGACUGGACUCCGCCUCCGUCUGGACAUCCCUUCGAUAGUGAAAAGUGGUUCAUCCGUUUGGCUUCACUGCGAUUACGACCUCGAAAUGGAUUCACUCUAUUCUGUUAAAUGGUACAAAAACAAUCAGGAGUUUUACCGAUACAUGAGUGAACCCGAUUCAGUGCCAGACAUACAGCCUCAUCGAGUUUUCUAUCAAUUGGGCAUUUAUGUCGAUUUAUCAAAAUCUAAUUCAACGCAUGUUUACCUAAAGAAGACUGAUCUGAAUACUGAGGGCACGUUCACAGCCGAGGUGUCCACCACUACAUUCAAAUCGGUAAAACGACUUAAAGAUUUACGCAUAUAUGUGCUACCGCAGAGAGAAAUUGAAAUAAUGGGAUCCAAAGCCGAGUAUAAGAUGGGAGAGGAUGUACUCAAUUUGACGUGUGUUGCAGCCAAGUCUAAGCCAGUUCAAAUUCUGGCAUGGUUUCUUAAUGGCAUUAGGGUACUGCGAAACGACCCUCACAUCAACUUAAGCCAUCCGGAUAUUGAUGUCUCCUCUGAUGGACUCGUGUCGUCAAGUCUUGGUAUUAGUCUCUCAUUGUUGUCUAAUGAUCACCAUUUGUCUAAUGGAGUUUUGGCAUUAAGAACUUUUUAA
Messenger RNA from Medioppia subpectinata, 639 nucleotides. The record is from the annotation of a GenBank genome assembly. Lineage: Eukaryota; Metazoa; Arthropoda; Arachnida; Sarcoptiformes; Oppiidae.